This is a messenger RNA of Cucumis sativus (cucumber), 1435 nucleotides long. RefSeq names its product protein slowmo homolog. The record is from RefSeq and is a predicted model, not a curated record. The transcript is spliced from 5 exons. Gene Ontology annotation, molecular function: phosphatidic acid transfer activity. Gene Ontology annotation, biological process: phospholipid transport. Gene Ontology annotation, cellular component: mitochondrial intermembrane space. NCBI's taxonomy places the organism in Eukaryota, Viridiplantae, Streptophyta, Magnoliopsida, Cucurbitales, Cucurbitaceae. The coding region runs from base 598 to 1155 and encodes 185 amino acids.
AAUAAUACGGAGAAAGAAGAGUUCUUCUUCGUCUUCUUCGUGCUAUGCAACAGCUCCCCUCUCCAAACUCUCUCACCUCAACUUCCUCUCUAUCGUUCUUCAACCGCCCACCGAAAUCCGACCUCCGUUGCGCCGCUCGACUCACCGGACGACGAUCACCACGCUGCACCGCAACUCUUCAGGCCGAUUUCAAGGGUCAACCGGCCUUGAUCGGCGUCGCUCUCUCCGACUUCCUCCACGGAUUUCGUCGUCAGUCGAGCCGUUCAACACCUAACCAUCUUUCGCCGUCAUCCCGCUAGCCGAAUCGUCAGUAGCCUCGUUCUUUUCCGGCUAUCUCACACGGAAUCUAAGAUUUGGGCUGCUGUCCAGCCGUUAGGAAAUGCGAAAUUGAGUGUUUUGGCACGCGUUGGAUUUCGAACUUAGAAGGUUGUUCGAGUGCUGUGCAUUGGAAUUAAGGCUACUUUGAUAAGUGUUCGAUAAGAUUUUGGGUUGAGAUCUUGACCCAUUGGAACUGCCUUCUCCUGCCGCUGACGAACCCCAUCAUCUUCAAUUUCUCAGACUAGUUAACUUUGCUUUUGGCAGUCUGAGAACAGCGUAAUGGUUAAAGCAUACUCUCAGGAGUACACUUACAAGCACCCGUGGGAACGGGUAACUUGUGCAUCUUGGCGUAAAUUUGCCGAUCCUGAAAACAAGCGUACAUUGUCACAUAUUCUUGAAGUUGAUACCUUGAACAGAAAGGUAGAUGCUGAAUCUGGGAAGCUAUAUACAACUCGUGCUAUCACCAUCCAUGCCCCUGGACCAUGGUUUGUCCGUAAAAUUGUUGGUCAGGAUAUUUGCCAUUGUGUUGAAUCUACUGUCGUAGAUGCUCGGUCACAAUCAAUGCAACUCACCACUCGGAAUAUUAGUCUCCAGAAAUUCAUAGAAGUGGUUGAAAAAAUUAGGUACGAACCUCACCCAGAAAAUCCGAACGGAUGGACUAUUUGCAAACAGGAGACUAGUAUUCAAAUCAAGCCAUUGUCAGCACUGGCAUCGAUGGCUGAAAAAGUGGAGCAACGGUGUGCCGAGAAGUUUGUCCAAAACAGUGCCAAAGGUAGAGAAGUGAUGGAGAGGAUUUGUAAGUAUCUUGAAGCAGAAUCAAGUGGAUUCGCAAUCUAACUUUUACUUCCUCUCCCUGUUAUGCACCGGUUCAAAGGGAUCGAUAAGAAUAUUUCCAGAGACAAGGUGUUUUAUGCCAAAAUAAUUCUCAUGGAGAAGCAGAAAGCAUCAUAUUAGAACUCGUCCCAAGUUUUGAUAAGAUGAGAUUUAAUUAUAGAGCAUCAUGUACUAUUGAUGUUUCCUGUCAUCUUCCAGCUUUUAGUUGAUUGCUUGUAAAAUGACCUUGAUUUUCCUCAUAACCUCUAAUAAAUAUGCUUACAGAAUAUGUACUUUUUUUUCA